Balaenoptera acutorostrata (minke whale) is the source of this 1949-nucleotide messenger RNA. It is a transcript of the gene DUS1L, whose product is annotated as dihydrouridine synthase 1 like. Gene Ontology annotation, biological process: tRNA processing. The record is from RefSeq and is a predicted model, not a curated record. Gene Ontology annotation, molecular function: tRNA dihydrouridine synthase activity; flavin adenine dinucleotide binding. Bases 275 to 1702 code for a protein of 475 amino acids. The transcript has 14 exons. Lineage: Eukaryota; Metazoa; Chordata; Mammalia; Artiodactyla; Balaenopteridae.
UCGCCGCACCGCGGGCCGCCCGGACCGCCCUGGCGGAGCACCUUCCGGCGGACCCAGCGCGGAGCCUUGGGCUCGGCUGCGGUCCGGCGGCAACCCAGGUGUGGCGGCCUCAGGACGCGGCGUGAACACCGGAGCCGCACCCCGCGGGACCCCGGCCGCACCCCCGGAGCUCCAGGCCGCCCCGCCCCCGGCUCCGAAGGGCGUAGCUGCGUCGGGAGGAGCCUCAGCCUGGCUCGGGCGCUCAGGUGGCCCGGGUCCGCCCAAUGUGGAGACGAUGCCAAAGCUGCAGGGCUUCGAGUUCUGGAGCUGUACCCUGGGGGGGGCCCGCCACGUGGUGGCCCCCAUGGUGGACCAAAGCGAGCUGGCCUGGAGGCUGCUGAGCCGCCGCCACGGGGCCCAGCUGUGCUACACACCCAUGCUGCACGCCCAGGUCUUCAUUCGAGAUGCCAACUACCGCAAGGAGAACCUGUACUGCGACGUGUGCCCCGAGGACCGGCCUCUCAUUGUGCAGUUCUGUGCCAAUGACCCGGAGGUGUUUGUCCAGGCAGCUCUCCUGGCUCAGGACUACUGCGACGCCAUCGAUCUGAAUUUGGGCUGCCCGCAGAUGAUAGCCAAGCGAGGUCACUAUGGCGCCUUCCUGCAGGAGGAGUGGGACCUCCUCCAAAGAAUGAUUCUGCUAGCCCACGAAAAACUUUCUGUCCCUGUCACAUGCAAGAUCCGUGUCUUCCCAGAGAUUGACAAGACCGUAAGGUACGCCCAGAUGCUGGAAAAGGCUGGCUGCCAGUUGCUGACUGUCCACGGGCGCACCAAGGAGCAGAAGGGGCCCUUGUCGGGCACCGCGUCCUGGGAGCACAUCAAGGCUGUGCGGAAGGCAGUGGCCAUCCCCGUGUUUGCCAAUGGGAACAUCCAGUGCCUGCGGGACGUGGAACGCUGCAUCCAGGACACGGGGGUGCAAGGGGUCAUGAGUGCAGAGGGAAACCUGCACAACCCUGCCCUGUUUGAGGGCCGCAGUCCUGCCGUGUGGGAGCUGGCCGAGGAAUACCUGGACAUCGUGCGGCAGCACCCCUGCCCUCUGUCCUACGUCCGGGCCCAUCUCUUUAAGCUGUGGCACCACACGCUGCAGGUGCAUCAGCAGCUUCGGGAGGAGCUCGCCAAAGUGAAGACCCUGGAGGGCAUUGCCGCGGUGAGCCAGGACCUGAAGCUGCGGUGUCAGGAGGAUAUAUCCAGGCAGAAGGAGGGAGAGAAGCCUUCAGGCGGCUUGCCUUUCUUCCACUGGAUCUGCCAGCCCUACUUCCGGCCAGGGCCCAGGGAGGGGAGCAAGGAGAGCGGGGGCGCCCGUAGCAAGCGGGCCCUGGAGGAGGAGGAGGGCAGUACAGACGUCUUGUCCAAGAACAAGCAGAAGAAGAAACUGAGGAACCCCCACAAAACCUUUGACCCCUCGCUGAAGCCAAAAUAUGCAAAGUGUGAUCAGUGUGGAAACCCAAAGGGCAACAGGUGUGUGUUUAACCUGUGCCGGGGCUGCUGCAAGAAGCGAGCUUUCAAAGAGACGGCUGACUGUCCAGGUCACGGACUGCUUUUUAAAACCAAACUGGAGAAGUCUCUGGUCUGGAAGGGGGCCCAGCCGCAGCUACAGGAACCACAGCAGGCCAGGCCUGGAGAACCAGGUGGCUUCCCGGAGGUCGUGGGCAGUGCCCUGGCCUGAAGGACAGCUGCAGCCCCAUGUGCCAUCCCCCAGGCCCGCUGCUGAAGCCUUGAAAUGUCCCGCUUAAGGAAACUCCUUUACUCAGGGAACCUCCUGCUACUUCACACAGAAGGACAAGCUGGUCUUCCCUUCAGCCCAUGCUGGGGGCCCAGAGAUGCUGCACCAGGGAGCAGGCUCCCAGGCUGGACCUGCCCCGUCCUCACGGCCCACGUGUGUUCAAGAUGAACAAUAAAUCAUUUCAAAGACA